Hibiscus syriacus is the source of this 1522-nucleotide messenger RNA. Its product is annotated as E3 ubiquitin-protein ligase RHF2A-like. The coding region runs from base 410 to 1423 and encodes 337 amino acids. Lineage: Eukaryota; Viridiplantae; Streptophyta; Magnoliopsida; Malvales; Malvaceae. The transcript is spliced from 5 exons. The record is from RefSeq and is a predicted model, not a curated record.
UGACGUGUUAAUGAGGUUUUCCAAGCUAUUCUCCCAUGAGUUUGCGGAGACAAAUAUUUCUGAAACUUUGUUUAUUCUAAUACUUUAGUAAUACGAAAUAUUGGAGACAGUAGUAGAGAUGAUUUGCUUCGGAUGUCACAUUCAAGUGAAAUCUCCAGUUUAACAUGACAGCCCUUCUUCCACCAUACUGCAAUUCAUUCUCAGAUCUAGUCUAGAACAGCGAUCUAUAAUUCUAACAUAGAUUUUUCAAAAUGAAAACUUCACAUUUGAAGUCUGAUGUCAAAGAAUAUCAUCGAAAACUUCAGUUAUUCUAGGCUAUGGAUCAUAAAAUAAUUACAUACUAGAAGAACUAUGUGGUCCUCAUGAUCUGCAAUAAUUCCACUUCAAUAAAAGAAUCUGAUGUGAAUUUAUGGGUCGUGUUUUUGAAGAUCAUUUGAUAAUUUACUUGUGCAGGUGUCAAAGGAGUUCUCAAUGCCCCAUGUGUUGGCAGCCUAUCACCCUGAAAGAUCCAAUCAGCCAGGAGUUGCUUGAGGCUGUUGAAAAUGAAAGGAGUUUUAGGGUCAAUCCGUCUAGAAAUGCAACCAUAUUCCAUCAUCCGAAUUUGGGGGAUUUCGACCUACAUCUGCCUGUAGGGGCAAAUGAAGCUGAGCUUGAGGAGCGCAUAAUGCAGCAAUUGGCUGCUGCAAUGGGGCGAGCACGUCACAUUGCAAGAAGGGAAGGUCCGAGGAAUAGGUCAUCUGCUCAAGCUUAUCCGCAGUUCUUGGUAGUUUCAUCUCAUCCGAACGCUACCCCUACUGGUCUUUUAUCUUCAUCAUCCCCAACUCAGAGAGAAGGUGAGCCAGCCCCUGCAAACACGGUUCGCACUCCAUCCUCUCCGGAGAGAACCAUGGGGGAAGAAUCUUCAGCAUCAAUUACUCCUAUACCUUCUGCCCAAGCUGAGCGACAGUUAGCCUCGGCAUCUGGCUCCAGUGUUCUUUUGGUCAGUGAUCAAGGGAAUUCCUUGAACAAGACGUCUCCUAAUCAAUCUCCUAAUAGUCAUGAUAGAGCAGGACCUUCAGAAUUCCAGUCAUUUUCAGAAUCUCUAAAAUCGAAGUUUAAUGCUGCUUCAAUGAGAUACAAGGAGUCGAUUUCGAAGAGUGCAAGGGGGUGGAAAGAGAGGUUUUUCUCUCGCGACACUUCCAUGUCAGAUCUUGGCUCUCAAGUUAAGAGAGAGGUUAAUGCAGGCAUUGCGACAGUCUCACGUAUGAUGGAGCGUUUAGAAACCAGAGAGAAUAGAACAAGCACAGCUACUGUAUCAAACAGUUCGGAAGACAGGUUUAACCUGGAAUCAAAUAGUCGACAGAUUUCCGAUGCUGGUGGAGAAACUCCUUUGACUGAAACCAGUGCACGAGCUUCACGUGCCACAAGUUCUGCUUCCAAAUAAGCUUUGUAUUCGUAUCAGCAUCACCCAACAAUGUUUUAAGAUCAAAAGGUAUGGAUGUUUGGGAGACAUAUGAAGAAACCAGUUGGUGACUGAGAACUG